This is a messenger RNA of Osmia bicornis bicornis, 1944 nucleotides long. RefSeq names its product DNA polymerase alpha subunit B (gene DNApol-alpha73). Gene Ontology annotation, molecular function: DNA binding. The coding region runs from base 53 to 1837 and encodes 594 amino acids. Gene Ontology annotation, cellular component: alpha DNA polymerase:primase complex. Gene Ontology annotation, biological process: DNA replication initiation; DNA replication. The transcript is spliced from 7 exons. The record is from RefSeq and is a predicted model, not a curated record. NCBI's taxonomy places the organism in Eukaryota, Metazoa, Arthropoda, Insecta, Hymenoptera, Megachilidae.
UUUACUUGUUGGAUUGGCGGGAAAAACCUGAGAACGUAGUUGACGUAGCAAAAUGGUGUCAGAAGAGUCGUUAAUUUCGUGUUUCUGUAAUUUGGGUUGUAAUGUUCCACAUAAAUCUGUUAUUGAAAGAUGUCUUCAACUUUGUCGUGCUCACAACAUGGAUGAAGAAACAUUUGUGGAAUUAUGGGUAGCAUAUGCGGUUCCACAUUCUUUAGAUAUUGAUCCAACAAUAGACAAUCUUAAUAAAAUGGAAGAAGAAGAAUUAAAAAUAAAAACCAAAGAAGAUAUGUGUAAUGCAACAACAUCCACAAUAUCGUGCCCACAAGUUGAUGAUAAAACUAGUCAAGAAAUAAGUGACAACAUUUUGGAUAUGUAUAUCAUUGGAGAAUCUUCUACAUUAAAGCAAAAUAAACGUAUAAGGAGUCCAACGGCAGUAAAUGAAAAUGAUAAUAAAAUCCGAGCAGUGGAUCAAAUAUUUACUCCAUCAACUUAUACUACAAAUGUAACCGUACCAAAUCGUGCACCGAGUUCGACAGUCAGUGGCAAAGUUCUCUUGUAUUUUGGCCCGAGGGUAAAGUCUUGGCGGAAACAAAUCGAACAGGAUGUAUCGAUCGUUAAAGCAGAUAAUCCCCAUGUACCCAAAGAUGUGGUGUACAUGUACGAAAUGCUCUCCAAACAAGGGUCUGCUCUUACUAGUAACUGUGAGAGUUUUGGUGAGCGACUGUGCCAUGUAUGGGACGCGAAGAUGGGACCCACUAAGCCCAAUGUGCGUUACGUGAGAAAUGUUUCGUCGAUAAGUCAAGCACCGUUUAGAACAUGGGGUAGAAUAUUCAUCGUGUUUGAUAAAUCGAUUGGCAGUAAAAUCGUCAUGUUGGAAGGAUGUAAAAGAUCCAAAGGUAAUAACAACGCACCUAUUGUACGUUUGGAUCUCAGUGGUAUUAAACACUAUUCAGUUUUCCCGGGUCAAAUACUUGCCGUGGAAGGUAUUAAUAUAGGGGGAAACGCUUUAGUAGCGAAAGAAUUAUUCGUCAAGGGUCAUGCAGUGAUAGCGGAUGUACCAAAAUUAUUAAAAGAUUUAAGGAUAUACGUUGCGGUUGGCCCGUUUACGCCAUCUGACAAUUUAAAUUAUCAACCAUUAUGGGAUCUUAUGGAACACGUUGUAGAAGAAGAACCCGAUAUAUUGAUACUGGUUGGCCCUUUUAUAGAAUACACCCAUCCUGAAAUUAAAAAGUGUACUUUGAGAGAUACUUAUCAAGACUUUUUUGACAAAAUCUUAGGAAAAAUCGUACGGUAUUUGCAAGGGAAAAGUACUCGCGUUAUAUUGGUAUCUUCUAAUCGUGAUGCGCAUCAUGAUACGGUUUAUCCAACACCAGAAUUUACCAUAAACACAAACAAAAUUGGAUCUAAUGUGACGAAUAUUUAUUCUAUGCCAGAUCCUUGUAUAAUAAGCGUAGAAGGUUUAGAAAUCGGAAUCACUUCCGUGGAUGUUCUUAGACAACUUGGACAACAGGAAGUAUCGAACACAUCGGGAAUGGAUAGAGUCGGUCGUUUAGCCGAUCAUGUAUUAUCCCAAGCUUCCUUUUAUCCUUUGUAUCCACCUUCUAUAGGGUUGAAUCUCGAUACGACACUUUGGAAAAAAUAUGCUUGCUUUGAACGUCAACCGCACAUCAUGAUUUUACCUUCUGAUAUUAAGUACUAUUGUAAACCACUGAAUGAAUCUGUCGUUUUAAAUCCGGAACGACUGCAAAAAUAUACUUAUGCCAAAUUGUAUGUACGAGCAGUGAAUAAUGGCAAGUGGAAUCCGAACAAUGUAUCUUGUGAGAUUGUGAAAGUUUGAUAAUUUAUUAAUGUCCCUCGUUUUAUAUGAUUCUUUUAUAAAAGAAAAUUUAUUUUGUUGCAAAUACUAGAAUGUUAAAACAACAAUAAAUAGAAUAUGAGUUUGCA